Messenger RNA from Neltuma alba, 1567 nucleotides. RefSeq names its product E3 ubiquitin-protein ligase PUB24-like. The record is from RefSeq and is a predicted model, not a curated record. Lineage: Eukaryota; Viridiplantae; Streptophyta; Magnoliopsida; Fabales; Fabaceae. Bases 153 to 1376 code for a protein of 407 amino acids. Gene Ontology annotation, biological process: protein ubiquitination. Gene Ontology annotation, molecular function: ubiquitin protein ligase activity. The transcript has a single exon.
AGCCGCAUUCUCUUACUACUACUUCUCCUUCUUCAUUUCACACCCAACCUCCUUAGCUUCCUUCUCAUAUAUCCCUCCACCCUCCUUCUCGUCAUAACUGAUCACGCUUUAACUAGUUCUUGGUUUCAUUCAUUCACUUUUGAUAUAGGGACAUGGAUCAAGUUGAGAUUCCUGAGUAUUUCAUUUGCCCCAUAUCCCUCCAAAUCAUGAAAGAUCCCGUUACUGCCGUUACAGGCAUCACUUACGAUCGUGAAAGCAUCGAACGCUGGCUCUUCACCGCCAAGAACACAACAUGCCCUGUCACCAAACAGACUCUGCCGUUAGACUCUGACCUGACCCCCAACCACACCCUUCGCCGCCUCAUCCAGGCUUGGUGCUCUCAGAAUGCCUCCCUCGGCGUCGAUCGCAUCCCCACACCCAAGCCUCCCCUCGACAAAUUUCAGGUCCUCAAGAUCCUCUCCCACCUUCGCAGCCCUCAUUUGUAUCUCAAGGCUCUCAGACAGUUAGAACUGCUCGCCGCCGAGAACGAGAGGAAUAAGAAGUGUUUGGCGGAGGCUGGUGUUCCCAAAGCCAUGGUCAUGUUCGUUUUGGAUUGUUUCCAGAAACGACGGAUCCGCGAGGGCCUCGAAGAGGCUCUCAGUUUGUUGCAGUUUGUUAAAGUUCCGCCGGAAGAAAUCAAGCUGCUUCUGCAGCAAAAUGACCAGGUAUUGUAUUCUGUCACGUGGGUUUUAGGCUGUGAAAUAAUGGAGAACUCUGUGACUCUCAAGUCCCACGCGAUUACGGUGCUCAAAACGAUCAUCCAGAAGGCCAGCUCCGGCGUUAUGGAGAGGCUGAAACCUGAGUUCUUUAAAACAGUCGUGCGAGUCCUACGAAAUGGAAUAACCCUACAAGGGAUGAACGCUGGCCUGAAAGUUCUUUUAGAAGCUUGUCCGUGGGCAAGAAAUCGCCAGCUGAUGGUGGAGGCUGGUGCAGUUCAUGAGUUAAUUGAGAUUGAACUGGGGACGCCGGAGAAGAGAACGACGGAGCUCAUAUUAGGAAUACAGUUUCAUCUUUGUUCUUGUGCGAGUGGGAGAGCACAGUUCGUGAGCCACAGAGGCGGCAUUGCGGUGUUGACGGAGAGAAUAUUGAAGGUCUCGCCGACGGCCGAUGAAAGAGCCAUAUUUGUGCUGUCACUGGUAUCAAAGUCAUGUGCCUCGCAAAUAGUAAUCCAAGAGAUGGUCCAGCUUGGGACUUUGUCAAAACUUUGCAUGUUGCUUCAGGCCGAUCAUCCUUCGUAUCUAAAAGAAAAGGCAAUGGAGAUACUCAAAUCGCAUUCUGAGGUUUGGAAGAACUCCCCUUGCUUUCCUGCAUCUUUUAACGCAAGUUUGCACAGAUGAAUAUACAAUGAAACUAUUAAUAAUGCCUUCAAUUUCGAGCCAAGUGAUUCAAGAUUUUCAAUUUUUAAUCGUAAAUUAAGUAUAUCAUAUCUACAGAGCUUUCUUGUGUGCAAAACCUCCGAAAAUUAAAGCACGGAGAGUCGGAGACAAAGAGAGUGAUCACCAUCAUUUAUGCACAACUAUUAUAUUCC